Messenger RNA from Musca domestica (house fly), 887 nucleotides. RefSeq names its product UPF0598 protein CG30010-like. Bases 110 to 787 code for a protein of 225 amino acids. The transcript has 2 exons. The record is from RefSeq and is a predicted model, not a curated record. Lineage: Eukaryota; Metazoa; Arthropoda; Insecta; Diptera; Muscidae.
CCUCAAUGUUAUGCAUAUAGCGACAGCUGAUUUUUGCAAUGUCUUCUAAACAAUAAAUAAAAGUUUCUUCCAUCCAUCAGCAGUUCGUUUCAUCAACAGUGAUAAAAAUAUGAUACUAAAGAGAUUAAAUUGUUCUCUGUAUGUCCUCAGUAAACAUACAUUAGGAUCAUUAAUACCAAAGCGACACCAAAGCACAGUGCAGUAUGUACAAGGACAAGAACCGGAACCAAAAAUACGUGAAUAUUUCUAUUACAUAGAUCAUGAGGGAAUGCUCUUUUUAGAUGAUGCCAAAAUGAAAAAUUUCACCUCCUGUUUUAAGGAGAAAAAGUUUUUAAAAUUCUUUUUCGAUCGAGUUAAAUUUAACGAUACAAAACGUUAUCGUUCCGAAUUUCCUUACCUAUCACCAUGUGGCAGAGAACGUAAUUUUAUAAGAUGCGAUGACACUCCGAUUGUUUUCACCCAUGUAACAGAGAAUUCAGAAGGCUUAGACAAGUUGUUAUAUAAUCAUGCUGGUGAUGUUCUGCAAAUUGAUUUCGAGCCACAGAAAAUAUAUAUGAAUCCCGAAACUGGAAGAGUAUACCAUCCAUAUUCCUUGGCAAAAGUUGGUUCUAUAGGCUUAAUACGUUCGAAACUCUCCAUAGAAUUGAGUAAAUAUUUUGAAUUCGAAAAUGGCGAACAACAGGGUCCGACACAUAUUUGGUGGAAGGAUAAAAAACUUUUAUUACAAAAUAAUUGGUUUUCUAGUACACAACGUUAUGGUGUAAACUCUAACAGGGAAAUACAAUAGCCUAAUUGACAUUUAAAACAUCAGCUUAUAUAGUCAGAUACAUUACAUUUUGUUAAUACAUUUGUAUAAAAUUUGUAAAGUAAAAGAACUUUUGUAUAUA